Messenger RNA from Micromonas commoda, 375 nucleotides. RefSeq lists its product with no specific name. The coding region runs from base 1 to 375 and encodes 124 amino acids. The record is from RefSeq and is a predicted model, not a curated record. The transcript has a single exon. NCBI's taxonomy places the organism in Eukaryota, Viridiplantae, Chlorophyta, Mamiellophyceae, Mamiellales, Mamiellaceae.
AUGCUGACCGCGACGAGGACGUCGUUCCCCGCGCUGGGCGCUCCCGCGCUCUCGCGCACGCGUCGCGACCGAAGAUGCAUCGUAUCAAAGGCGGGAGAUGCCAGCGAUCUCGGCCCAUCCCCGCCGCCUCGCAACCUGCGCUACGUGACCAAAGACGGGAGGCCUUCGAUAGUACCCCAAGACGUGCCGCCGCUGCAGAGCGCCGCCGUGGGAGUCGGUGGAGCCUUCAUCAUAUCGGCUUUCGCCAUGUGGCGCAUCGAGAACAACAAGAAACGCGAACGGGAGUACUGGAUUGAGAAGGCACGCGAACAGAAGGAAAAGGAGGCUACGGGGAAGGGUGUUGGGGACGGCGAUGGCGGCGUGACGGAGGAGUAG